Molecule: messenger RNA, 1263 nt
Organism: Clonostachys rhizophaga
Lineage: Eukaryota; Fungi; Ascomycota; Sordariomycetes; Hypocreales; Bionectriaceae
Source: the annotation of a GenBank genome assembly
AUGGAGAACAAACCCAUACUCAUCAUAGGCGCCGGCAUCAGCGGCCUUGUCCUAGCGCAGUACUUACGCAAGGAGAAGAUAUAUUUUCGAAUCUUUGAGCGGGAUGAUGACUUAGCUACCCGCGGAGUAGGCUGGGGGCUGACCCUCAAUUGGUCACUCCCCGCCCUUCGCUCACUCCUACCGGAAGAUCUGGUCCUCAGGCUCCCCGAGACCUAUGUCGACCGUGCCUCCGUCCAGGCUGGCGCUAUCUCGACCUUCCCAUUCUUUGAUCUGAGCACCGGCGAGCGCAAGUUCCAAACUCCCAAAGCUUCCCAAUCCCAGCGCAUCCGGGUGACUCGUCAGAAGCUGAGGGCGCUCCUCGCCACAGGCAUCAACAUCGAGUGGGGAAAGUCAUCUUCCAAGUUUGAUCAAGAUCGGGAUUUAGUGACGGCUACAUUUGAGGAUGGAUCUAUUGCCACGGGCCGCUUGCUUGUCGCUUGCGACGGGGCCAACUCUCGAGCACGACGGCAGCUAUCUCCAAUCCAGAGUGAAAUGCAUCGUAUACCAGCUUGUCUCAUGGGAAUGAAACUGCAGCUUGGCCACGAAAAGGCCCAACUGAUACGAAAUCUCGACCCUUUUUUCUUGCAAGGAACAAGCUCUGAGAACGACUCCUUUAUCUACAUUAGUUUGCUUGAUGCGCCUCAAACCAAGGGCGAUCUGACCGGAAAAUACGUCUACCAGAUGUGCGUCUCGUGGCCUUACCGCAAUGGGUUCCUCGACAGUGAACACCCCAUCGAUAUACCAAGUUCAAAUGCGGAACGUGUCCAGCUUUUUCAGCGCAUUUCAUCUACAUGGGGAGAGCCAUUUCUCACUAUCGCCAAGGAGGUGGCUGCUGAUCAAGAGAUUAAAUCUCUUGAACUGCGAGAUUUUCCUCCGCCUCACGAACUUCGCACAAAUGGGCGCGCUGUGCUGAUGGGCGAUUCGUUCCAUGCCAUGGCAAUGUACCGAGGAGAGGGUGCAAACCAUGCCAUUGUCGACGUGCUUGAUUUUGUCACGUCGGUCGGUCACAAAUUGAGAAAUGGAGAUGCUGGUGGUGAUUCUUUAAUAGAUUCUCUCAAUGCCUACGAGCGUUCUGUAAUUGACCGUGCCCGACCUGGCGUACUGGCGUCUCGCCAAGCAUGUCUAGACGCCCACAACUGGUCACGCAUUACGAGUGAGAGUCCGCUCCUGACCAGGCGAGAAAUGAAGCUGCAGUUCGAUGAAUCCAAUUUGUCGCAUCUAUAG